GAGACUUCUGUGAACGCCGCCAUCAGCGCAUGUGAAGUUUGCGGUCAACGAAAGCGGGCCUUGUUUCUGCUUCACACUUCGGAAUUGACGCUCUGCCGCCGUUCGGGCACGGCGUUCCUGUGGGCGCUGGCGCGGCUGCAGGUGGACGAUGCGGAGGUGGUCCAUGCGGCCCUUGUGGAGGCCGUUGCUGAGCUCAAGGGCUCCUUGGAUGGCGAGGCACUGACGAGACUUGGAGCGAAGACCUUGAGGGGCAUCUCCAGAUUCUGGUGGUCCUUAUCUAUGCUGGGGGCCCGACCCUUGCAGCCCAGCGCCAUCAAAGCGGUCGCCACGGUGCCGCAAUCGUACUGGCAACUUUUCACGCCACAGGAGUUGCUGAUGAGUACCUGGGGUGCCAUCGAUGCUCCCGAGGUUCUUUGGCCGAUCCAGGAAGAAUGGACGCGGCGUUUGGCUGGGAAGGACUUGGCCUUGACAACCUGGCUGAGCCAAAAAGAUUACAUUCUGGGCAGCCUUUGGGCCUGCAGUUUUGCAGGGCAAGUUCGCUCUGACUUUCUGGCAGCUGUCAAGGGCUCCAUGCGCAGUGCUGGACGGCUGUUGGAUGAGGACAACCCUGCUCCAGCGCACUUCGCUGCAGCAACUAGCCCGCGGGAACCCAAGGGGCCGCUGGAAACCAUGGAGACCCCACAGUUGCUGCGGUUUGAGGAGGAGCAGCUACUCAUCUUCAAGCCAACUGGCUGGGAAGUGGAAGAUCCGGAUGGAGAGCAAAGCCUGGGCCGAUUCUUGCUGCAGCACGUGGGGCGCAGGCCCAUCUUUCGCGACCCCAGAGCCACCUUCGGAUUUUUGCAUCGCCUGGACGUUCCCAGCUCAGGCCUCAUUUUGGCAGCUUCCAGCUAUGCCGCCUACUUUGACCUGAGGCUCCAGUUGGCUCAAGGUCUCAUCCUCCGCGAUUACCUGGUGCUCUGCCACGGCUUCCAAUCCGCUCGCAACGCUCGCGUCAUCGCCGCGGCUGUGUCCUGGAACCCGGGGACCAUGGCGCCAAGCCGUGCGGGACGGGGCAAGCCCAGUGGCAGCAGGCUGCAGUGCCUGGGGAUGGGAUAUAUUGGCGCUGCGGCAGUCAGCCUUUUGGCGGUGCGGAUCUUGACCGGUCGCCGUCAUCAGAUCAGAGUUCACCUCGCACAUGUUGGAUGCCCAACGGUCAACGAUGCGCUGUACACCUCUGCCUCAGUGCACGCCAUGGACCAACAGUUCUGCAGGAGGAAUAUGCUGCAUCGACAUCAUCUGAGCUUCACGGAUCACCAGGGCAUGGUCCAAGACUUUACCGUGCCGCUGCCUCCAGAGAUGGCGGAGCCAAUGCGACAGAUCUCUCCCAAGGAUCCAGGUAGUCUCGAGAGGUUGAGGACUGCUUUGAGACGCGGUCUGAAGGGGGGAGGAUGGUACGUGUUGAGUUUCAACAAAGGGAUGAAGAUCUUGCUUGACGCACUGCUGGUGGUCUCCGGCUUCAAGCUUCAUGACGGGGAGCUUGGCACCGAGGGCCAAGUCCAAGGUUUGUCAUGCUUUGUUUGGGUGAUGUUGACAGAAUACUGGGCGACUACACUUGACGUCGUGCCAGAGCGAAGACCGGUGGUCGCAGCUCAUCGCUUCAGCGCCGAUCUCCGGGCCUGGGGGCACAACAGGAUGGCAUCUAUCGAAAGGGCGAAUGCCUUGCGCAAGGAACGUGAUGAAAAUGCCUUGGGUUCUUUCCCGGCAAGGCCCCGUCCCAGCUCCGCACCAUGGGGUCCAUCGGCGCGCGCAGCACGCGCACGUGCAGCCUUGAAGACCUAUCCCAUCAUGCGGGUCAUCGACACCAUCCCCACGCGGUACCUGCCACCGCCCUUGGCCAAGACACAACCGAGGCACAUGCACGAGAUGGUGGAGGGUCAACCUGUCAUCCCAUGA
This is a messenger RNA of Cladocopium goreaui, 1932 nucleotides long. NCBI's taxonomy places the organism in Eukaryota, Dinophyceae, Suessiales, Symbiodiniaceae. The record is from the annotation of a GenBank genome assembly.